UAAUGAUAAUGGCAUCCAAUUAGUGAAGGAGGGAGUAAUAAUUGUGAAUAAAGUUGUAGGAGGUAUGUAUAUAAAAGCAGAGCAUUGAGAUGCCUUUCUUUGGGCUCGGGCUUCUUAUUUCAGAAUUCAGAAAUGAUGGCUCCCACCGCCAUCUAUCGCAGCCAAUCGCUCUUUCAAGCUCUCAUCGCCGCUGGCCUUGUUGCUGUUGUCAUUUGGUUCGCCACCAAGCCUUUCUCCACGUUGGUGUCCGAGCAAAGAUUCCCCGCCGGCGAUAGCAGCUACGACUCGCCGGAGAAGACUUUCUACGACGACCCAGAGCUCAGUUACACCAUAGACAGACCCAUCGCUGACUGGGACAGGAAGAGGAUCGAGUGGCUCAAGCUCCACCCCUCCCUCGCACACGGGGUGAGGAACCGUAUCCUCGUCCUCACCGGAUCGCAGCCCGGCCCUUGCAAGAGCCCCGUCGGCGAUCACCUCCUCCUCCGGCUCUUCAAGAAUAAGGUGGACUACUGCAGAAUCCACGGCUACGAAGUGUUCUACAGCAAUGCCUUCUUGGAGCCGGAAAUGCGUUCUUUUUGGGCCAAGAUACCUUUGGUCCGGGCCGCGAUGGUGGCCCAUCCGGAAACAGAGUGGGUCCUGUGGAUCGACUCCGACGCCAUCUUCACGGACAUGGAUUUCAAGAUUCCUCUGGAUAAGUACAGAGACCAUAACCUGGUAGUCCACGGUUGGCCGGAGAUGGUGAAGAAGAAGAAGAGCUGGGUCUCGGUCAACGCCGGGAUUUUCCUGAUUAGAAACUGCCAGUGGUCAAUGGGGUUUUUGGAUCUAUGGGCCUCGAUGGGCCCACAGACUCCGGAGUUCCAAAGGUGGGGCCAGAUCCAGAGGUCGACGCUGACGGACAAGAUGUUCCCGGAAUCGGACGAUCAGUCGGCGCUGGUGUACCUCUUGCUGACGGCGGGGAAGAAUUGGACGGCCAGGAUUUACGUGGAGAACGAGUACUCCCUGCACGGGUACUGGGUCGGGGUGGUGGGGAGGCUGGAGAACGUGACGGAGAAGUACGCUGAGAUCGGGAGGAGGGAGCGGCGGCUGCGGCGGAGGCACGCGGAGGCCGAGAGCGAGAGGUACGCGGCGGCGUGGGAGGCGCACGUGGCGGAGGGCGGGGAUGGGAGGGGCGGGUGGAGGCGGCCCUUCGUGACGCACUUCGCGGGGUGUCAGCCGUGCAGCGGGGACCACAACCCCGAAUACGGCGGGGAUUCUUGCUUGGUCGGGAUGGAAAGGGCGAUCAAUUUUGCGGACAAUCAAGUCCUUAGGAAUUUCGGGUUCGCGCAUGGGGACCUCCAGACGCCUUCCCCUCUCGUGCGGCUGCCGCCGCCCUACGACGGUGAUGAUCCUCUCCAUCCAGAGCCCAAACAGUAGGGAUAGUGACAAGGGGAAUGAAAUCACGAUGAUUAUCUAAAGAGUACGGUUGGGUACGACUGUUACGAGAAUAACUUUAUUAUUGAAAAAAAGAAUUACUCUUCCUUAUUCAAUGAAAUGGAAUUCCGGUA
Cuscuta campestris is the source of this 1544-nucleotide messenger RNA. The record is from the annotation of a GenBank genome assembly. Lineage: Eukaryota; Viridiplantae; Streptophyta; Magnoliopsida; Solanales; Convolvulaceae.